GCCGCACCGCCUUCCUCUGCGGCGGAGGUGGAGGAAUCUCCGUCAUCGCCCGUGUUAUCAGCUUCAUUUACUUCGUCUUCUCCCCCUCCCUUCUCUUCUCUGCUCUUCCUUGUCUCUAAUGGCUGCCCUUGCGCGAUCCUUUUCAGUACUGUCCGUCUGCCAUGCGUAUAUAUAAGAUCUCAGCAGCUCCAUGUCAUUAAAUUACAACCCUGACCAGUCAUCCCUCAUCAAUACGAAAUGGGAAACGAUCUUUCUGAGCGAAAGAGAUGUGGCCGGCCAAAUUCCACUUAACUAUAUCACAAGCUCUGGCGUAUCCGUGACAGCAGCAUGCUUUGGCAACAAUGUAUUCGAGACGCAGUCCGCUGAAAAAUGUAUAUCCAAUCUGUUGUCGGUUGGAUACCGACGCUUUCUCGUCGAUCUGUAUUGGUCGGCGGGCUUGCGGGCUUGGACGUUUUGCCCAGUGGCUAUUCCAAAGAAUGUUCCCGUUGUCACUGUUUCUACGACGCCCACAAUGACACCAACUGCAACUGCCAGUGCCGCUCAAAGUACUGCUACCCUCGUUUCCAGUUCAUCUGGCUGGCCUGUCUAUGAGCUAGGCCCCUAUCUAUGCUCAGAGAACCUCGACCUAUCUGGUCUGAUUGAUAUCUUCCAGGAUUACUUCAAAGACACAACGUCUCAGUUGAAUGUGUACAUCAGAUACCUAACGUUCAACCUGCAUGUUGCUGCUAGCGCUGCCGCUCCGGAACUGCCUGCAGCAAAGGUAUCGGGUGAUGAGCUGCCGUCCUUUUCUGAACGAGUAGAUACUUUGAUGGAUGACCGUCUUUUUUACUACAUCUACACACCGUCACGGCUGGCCAACGAGCGCAGCAACCUGAACGAGUCUUGGUAUGAAGUCGAUGAUGGGUACAAGCCUAUUACCGAAUAUUUCGCAACUCAUGAACUCUCAGAUGGUACACAAAGUACUCCGGACGGCUGGCCAGCCUCAAAAUAUGUACAACUUGCACAGGAGCGCCGUCUCUUUCUUGAGUAUGGCUCUGUGGACCCUCAACUCGAGGACUACAACUUAACCGCAGGUAAAAGCGAGGUCAUAUUUCCUCCAAGAUAUCUAGCAUCCUUAGUACCCGCGCCUUCGGCCGAUGAAGGAGGUUUGGAUUACGGUUGCUUUUAUGACGCAGAUGCUUUCCAGGUAUCUGAAGUGAACUCCUCUUGGGCACUCUCAAGUAGCCUGUCUCAGCCACAUGGCUUGAAUGAGACCUAUGCCUUGCGUGAAUUGUCAGAAAGGGUUGUAAAUCUAACCGCGUGUGGGUUGACACCAAUCCUCAAUAACACCCUCUUCAACAAGACCGCCGACCAGGAGGUCGCACCAUAUAAAAAUAUCUCUCUAUCUUCUACAUGGGCUUGGGCAGAAGGGGAACCCCAGGGCGCCGAUGUGGCCGACAAUAUCGAUUCGCCCCAAUAUGAUCGAUGCGCAGUCCUCGACGUCUCCGUAGGCGGCCACUGGCGCGUUGCGAACUGUACGGAUGUGCGGCGAGUCGCCUGCCGAGUAGCGAACUUACCAUAUACCUGGACAGUAUCCAGUACUGCACAUAGCUACACCGAUGCUUAUUCAGAGGCUUGCCCAGACAAUACGACCAUGGGAGUUCCUCGCACAGGCCUAGAAAAUACGUAUCUCUACCGAUACCUCCUGACCCAACCAAGCAACAUCAUUGAUCCCACGUCUCCAGACCGCGCUAAGCGGGAGAUUUGGCUAGACUUCAACUCUCGGGAUAUCACGUCAUGCUGGGUGACUGGUGGGCCUGAGGCUAAAUGUCCAUAUGCGUCGGAUCCUAAACAGCUGGAGAAAAAAACAGUGCUGGUGUCAACCAUCGCAGGCAUUGUUAUUUGCAUCAUCACUGCACUGACACUAUUCGUAAAGUGCAACACCAACCGGCGGAACUCGAGACGAGGCAAACGAAUUAUCCAAGGGUGGGAAUAUGAAGGUGUCCCUUCUUAACGCAUGGAAAUCGGAUACUAAUAUUGUACCAACACAAUUUGACGUUUGGAAGCCGUUCUGUGACACGAAACCAUAUGUAUUUGAUACCCAAUGUACUUCUUAUAUUGAACAAUGUAUAUAAGUGAAUGUACCUCAUCUGUUUGUAUAUAGCUUCAGUACUGAUGAAUGUAUAUAUUUACAAUCUCCAACUGAUUCCUCGGCAUCACAUGCCACAACCAAGUUUCUUUAUAGCUCCUUAUAACUCCUGAAAUUCACAGGAUUCUAUUAGCUGUCCUCGAUAAACCAAAGAGAAACCACUUCCAGAGCAUCUUAUUGAGAAAGAACUUGCAUCAACAGUGACCUGCGUCGCAACUAAAAACCUGGUCUACAGCGAUAUAUACAGGAACAUGGCAUACAUAGUAUAGCAUGGUACGUUCAACACGAACAAGUUUCAA
Aspergillus pseudonomiae is the source of this 2427-nucleotide messenger RNA. Its product is annotated as Lectin C-type domain protein. Lineage: Eukaryota; Fungi; Ascomycota; Eurotiomycetes; Eurotiales; Aspergillaceae. The transcript is spliced from 2 exons. Bases 191 to 1993 code for a protein of 600 amino acids. The record is from RefSeq and is a predicted model, not a curated record.